Messenger RNA from Episyrphus balteatus (marmalade hoverfly), 1111 nucleotides. RefSeq lists its product as uncharacterized. Bases 201 to 1085 code for a protein of 294 amino acids. The record is from RefSeq and is a predicted model, not a curated record. Lineage: Eukaryota; Metazoa; Arthropoda; Insecta; Diptera; Syrphidae. Gene Ontology annotation, biological process: regulation of transcription by RNA polymerase II. Gene Ontology annotation, cellular component: transcription regulator complex; nucleus. The transcript has 4 exons.
CGGCGUCAUGUGAAAAUUUUCAUAUUUUUAGUAUUGCAGUCGAAACGAACGUAGUUGGUUUAGCGGCAGUUGAAGUUGAUUUUAUUUUCUAACGUGAUCUUUUUUACAAUAAUUACUUUGCAAAACAAUUAAAAAAAUGUCCAAAAGAGAACCGGCAGGCAAGUUUACCCUUCAUUUAGUUUUAUUGAGACAACAAAUUAAUGUUUUUUUUUAUUUAUUCCUUUUUUGUUUUAAAAACUUCAGGUCAGUCGACGGAAAUGAAUUUCGAAGAAGCACUUAUCGAUGCAAUACAACGGCAUGAAUGUCUGUUUCAUAAAGAUUCGAUAUUUUAUCGAAAGAAAAAUGUCAAACAGAAGGCAUGGAACAAAGUGGCAUCGGAGACAGGAGCUAGUGUUAAAGAAUGUCAACAUCGUUGGAGAUCUCUUCGUGAUCGUUUUGUGAGAGAAACCAGAGCGAAAAGCCAAUGCAAAUGGAGAUAUAUGAACCGACUUGUAUUUUUAAUGCCACAUUUAGAUUCACGAGAAAGAAAAAGAAGUUCUACUGCUAUUUGUAAAACUAAGAAUGAAGGAGAAGAAGAAGAAGAAGAAUCAUGCAGUGAAACAGGUGGUUACGCUACCGUUGACUAUGAAUUAACACCGUCUUAUUUAGAAGAAUCUAUAGAUAAUUCAUUAUUGACAGUACCCAAAAUCAAAAAACCAAAAUUGGAAAACAAUAUCGAUGUUGAACAAGAAAAAAUUGCAAUCGUUUCUAUUCCAUCAAUGCCGUCGGCGUAUGUUUCGACGGAAUUUUGCAAUACGCCAGAAAUGACAGCACCAACAACAUCAAAGAAAAUUACAACAAAAAUUGAACCAAAAAGACGACGAGUAGAUUCUCAAGAAUAUGAUGAAAGGUCUAGGAAUUCAUUCGAGUAUGUUGAAGAAUAUGAAGAUUUUGAAGAACAACCAAAGAAAACACCAACAAAAAGCAGAAAUGAAGAUUACUAUAAAACUCUGGAUAGUUAUAUGCUUCGACUUCCUCAAGAUGUUCAAGAUGAUCUUAAAAUUGAAAUACUUAACAGAGUUUACAGCGAAAUUAAAAAACAGUAAUUUUGUCGAAAUUUGAAUUCAUUUGA